Messenger RNA from Cryptomeria japonica (Japanese cedar), 1755 nucleotides. RefSeq lists its product as uncharacterized. Lineage: Eukaryota; Viridiplantae; Streptophyta; Pinopsida; Cupressales; Cupressaceae. The record is from RefSeq and is a predicted model, not a curated record. The transcript is spliced from 5 exons. Gene Ontology annotation, biological process: post-translational protein targeting to membrane, translocation. The coding region runs from base 153 to 1274 and encodes 373 amino acids. Gene Ontology annotation, cellular component: endoplasmic reticulum; endoplasmic reticulum membrane.
UACCGAUUGAGUAUGGAAUAUUUGCAUGGAUGGUAACAUAACGAUAAUUAAUAAUAAUAAUAAUAAUAAUAAAGACGAGUAGAGAGAGCCCUAUAUUCCCAAUUUGUGCAUGAGCUUGAAAGCUCCAGUUGAUCACAGUGGCGGGAGGAAGAAUGGCGAAGAAGAAAUCAGCGUCCGCGGCCGCGUCUGCGUCUGCCUUCGUUUCUGACACGAGGCCUUCCAAGAAACUGGGGAAGGAUGUAGAUUUAGUUCGGUUAUAUGCAGAGAAAAUAAGAGACCACAAGGAAUUAGAGUCAAGAUGGGCCAUUCUAAGUGAAACAAGGGUUGAAUAUUUCCGAGGAAAGGACUUCGUUUCCUUUUUCAAAAAUCAUUUAGAGCUUAAGGAACUACUGGGAGCAGAGUACUCAUCUUUGGAAGCUGAAGAUAUUGGAAAUCUUCUCAUAAGACGGAAUCUUAUUGUGCGAUGUGAUCGAGUGGUGAAGACAGUUCGACCAGGAAAGAAGAAACUAUCAACUUGGCCAGCUCAUUUGGAGCUUUUCCUGGAACAAGAAUUCUCCGAAAAUGACAGCUUCUUUGCUUGGACAUUCGAAAAGCGAAGACCACUUUGGCAGACCAUUCUUUCAUUCCUUGUGCCUGUUAUAACUGUAGCCUGCUGUUUGUUCCCAAUAUUUCCACAUUGGUGCAAACUUCUGGUUCUCUAUUCUUGUCUUGGAUUCCUCUCCCUUAUCUUCAGCACUCUCUUCUUACGUUGGGUCAUUUUUGGCAUCCUUUGGGUUCUUCUAGGAAAACGAUUUUGGUUUUUUCCCAACAUUCUUGCUGAGGAAGCAACAUUUUCAGAAUUAUUCCGAUUUUGGCCGCAGCCAAGUAAAGAUGAGGAGGCAGCACCAAAAUGGACUGCAAGGCUUGCCUUCGCUUGCAUCAUAUUUCUGAUCCUGUGGGUCUCUAUACGACAUGCACCUGAUGAGGCUGCACGUGCCAGGUACCAAAAACAGGUUUCCAAUAUCAUUGAUGAUGUGCUUGAAUGGUCUCCAAGACUUGCUUUGUCAGAAAAGACACAAGAGAAACCACCCGUUGUCACUAAUACGGUGCAGGAAAAUGACACUGUUGCUGAUGAUAAUAUAUCUGAAACCAAUAGAGAACCGGAUGCUUCUCAAGAAAAGAAAGUCACCAAAGACCUUGAGAGUCAAGACCAAGAGAUUGACCUUGAAGAUUUUGUUUCACAUGACACAUUUGGCAAAUCUAAUGUGGAAGAAGAGAUGAUGGAAACAAAAUAAGCUUGCUCUAUUAAGUUUGUUUUGUUUUCAUCUCAUUGUUUUGCAAUUCUGCUUGAGGUGAGCACCUGCAAUAGAAAGAAAGUGAUCUGUUUUCAGCUCUACUCAAGAGCAGAGCUCCAGGCAGGCCAGAAAUCAUUCACUAAAAAAUAUUGGUAAUCAUGUAAGAAGACCCGAAGCUCUUAAUCAAUAGCUUAUUUUAAAUGAAUUAUACAAGGUCAAAUAUCUGAUAAAUGAUUUCUUUUCAUCUAUACCAUCGCAAUCUGUUAGAUUAUUUACUAAGGCAACUAUUAUGAUAUGUUUACACUUUCCUUCAACUGUAUCAUUUUCAAUUUCAUUAAUCCAAAUUUAUUCAGUACGUGAUCAAUGUUUAAGACUGCAUUGUUGAUUAUGGAUGCUGAGUUAGACCUGUGAGGGGUCAAUGUAUUUGAAACCAUGCUUUCGACAAAUACCAAAGGAGCUAAAAUUCUCCUGGAUUUAUGGA